Messenger RNA from Daldinia decipiens, 2611 nucleotides. Its product is annotated as cytochrome P450. Lineage: Eukaryota; Fungi; Ascomycota; Sordariomycetes; Xylariales; Hypoxylaceae. The coding region runs from base 447 to 2207 and encodes 586 amino acids. The record is from RefSeq and is a predicted model, not a curated record. Gene Ontology annotation, molecular function: heme binding; oxidoreductase activity, acting on paired donors, with incorporation or reduction of molecular oxygen; monooxygenase activity. The transcript is spliced from 4 exons.
CAGGUACCAAAUAUAACAGGUACCUAGGUAGGUAUUGUAAGUAACCUUAGGUACAUAAGGUAUAUAUUUGUAUUUUUUCAGCCUCCACCCCUAACUACGCGGGACUGUGCCAUGCUUUCGUAGCUUACACACCUUAUCCUCUACUAUACCGGCGCGUCUUUGCCACGAUAGCUUCCUUAGCCUUAUAGCAAAUGCCCUAUCUGCCGGGUGCCAACAAGUUUAAUGUGCGCCUUUAAGAUUCCGUAACAUACCUCAUAUUUUUAGAAUAGCUAGUCCUAGACUCUGCCAACAUGUGUAUCACCCGGUACUGGUGAAGCCUAGACUGCCCUUGAUUGUCCUUGUUAAGGUUGACCUAUCCCGAUACUUAUUGAUCCAAAUCGUACUGCCUAGGUAGGGAUCCAUUCUUUGAUCAUCACAAAUCCCAACAUUCCCGGUCACGUUUCAAAAUGCCUUCAUUUAUGUUUAUACUUUGGAUAUCUUUUGGUCUUGGAAUAGCAUGGACUGUUUAUUCGGGCCUCUGCCUAUAUCGUAACUACGUUGAAGCCGCCAAGAUCGGUGUCCCUAUUCGCAUAAUCCCUAUUGAUCAUCUUAAUAAACUAUGGCUCCUCGUGGAUAAACAGGUCGUUUCAGUGGUCCGGCGACUCCCAGGGGUAUUGGGUAAAAAUAACUUCACCAGGUUCAAUUAUCGCGGUUGGCACGAACACGAUGGAACUCGAGCACAUGAUGAGAUGGGCGAGGCUUUCGUGCUGGUGACACCAUGUCACAACUGGUUGUAUAUCGCGGAUACAGAUGCGCUAAUGAGCAUGUAUCGUCGGGGGAAAGACUUUCCACGUUGGGUAGAGAUUACAAAAAUGUUGGACGUAUUUGGAGGGCCGAAUAUAGCAACCGCUUCAGGGGAACAUUGGAGAAUGCAUCGCAAGGUCAUCAACUCUUGCCUUGACGAAAAAUGCAAUGAACUUGUAUGGUCUGAAGCUGUUUUGCUCGGUGACGAAAUGGCACGUUAUUGGGCAUCUAAAGGCGUCUUUAUGAGUGUUGGUGAAGAUACGCGAACAGUAUCUCUCCAUGUCCUAAGUAGAGCUUGUUUCGGCCAGUCGUUCGCAUUUGAAGGCUAUGAUGAGAGAUUGCCAACUAGCCCGUCAGCAAGUUUCCGAUUCUCCUUGUUGACUGUUAUGGAGGGUGCACUUCUUAUCCUUGCUCUGGGACCAUCAUUAUUCAUGAAUCCAUGGCUGCCUCUUCCGCAUAGUUGGAGAAUCAUUGGAGAGGCGUGUGCUAAAUUCAAAGGGCACAUGACAUAUCUCUACAACCAAAAGUUCCGCGCCCUAAGCGAGGGUCACUUGGAAGAAGAGACAACACUCAUGACUUCACUUAUUCGCGAGUCUCAAGGAAAAGGCGACGGAAAGGGGUUGACCGAAGCUGAGAUCUAUGGCACAAUGUUCGUAGUCAGCUUCGCCGGUCACGAUACUACCGCACACCUUCUAACCUUUGCCAUCUUCUUCCUCGCGGCCAACCCAUCUAUUCAGGACUGGCUUGCCCAGGAGUUACGCCAUGUCUUAGGCGAUAAGCCUCGACAAGAGUGGGAUUACCAUGCCGAUUUCCCCCGGCUUAAACGCUGCAUGGCUAUUCUUUAUGAGACAUUGCGCCUUAAGACUUUGGUGGCGGAGGUCAAGUGGACAAGCAACAAUCUGCAAUGUUUAGAUAUCGGUGAUCGGACUGCGAUGAUUCCACCAAGAACUUUGCUUAUUCCCAGCUAUAAAUAUGUUCAUCAACAUCCAAAAUACUGGGGUCCGAAUGCACAAAAAUGGAUACCGAAUCGCUGGAUAGGAGAGGCUAAGGGUAACGAAACCUCCAAACCGGCUGUGGCGGUACAGACCCAAAAUAUAGUAGAGCAAGAUGAGGAUCUAAAAAGGCAGAAUGUUGGAGAUGACGAAAUUUUACUCCCACCUCCAUCGCGCGGAAACUAUCUCGGCUGGUCCCGGGGGGCGCGGGAUUGUCCAGGAAAGAAGUUUUCGAAGGUUGAAUGGGUAGCUAUCUUAGCAGCUCUGUUCCGCGACUGGAAGGUGGAACCACGGCUCUUAGAAAAUGAAACGUUCGCAGAAGCACGUACGAGGACAUUGGAUUUCAUUGAGAAAGAAACGGACUACGGAGGGUUACUGCUACAGUUGAUGCAUCCAGAGAAACUGCCAUUAGUUUGGAGUCACAGGCGUUAGAAAUAGUAACGCUUUCGAUAUAUCAAUACUAAUUGGAAAGUAUAGAGGAAUAGUUAGGAGUUAACUUAUAUUCCAUAGCGGGAUCACUGGGUGUUCAGUCGGCCAGCCCUUCAACCCAUCGAAUACAUAUCAAUAUCUAGAUACUCUUCUAUAUUCUCAUAGCAUAUGAUAGGCCAUAAAAAUCUGCGUACAAGUGUCUUAAUUCCCCGCCUUCAACUCGCGAACAUCUAUGAUAACAUGUGAAAUAGGUAUCCAACAUGAAACCUAGGACCUGUAUACGAACGUAUAAUUAGCCUAGUACGAAAAUAGAAUUAACUUCUCAUGAGCUCUUAUCUUGAGCAUCGAAAAUUCAAAAGAAUUACCAACAAUGGAUCUGCACUUUCGCGGCUUGAACAAAAAUAUCC